Molecule: messenger RNA, 3434 nt
Organism: Candoia aspera
Lineage: Eukaryota; Metazoa; Chordata; Lepidosauria; Squamata; Candoiidae
Gene: TIMP2
Product: TIMP metallopeptidase inhibitor 2
Exons: 5
Coding region: 416-1078 (220 amino acids)
Biological process (GO): response to cytokine; negative regulation of membrane protein ectodomain proteolysis; negative regulation of endopeptidase activity
Cellular component (GO): extracellular matrix
Molecular function (GO): protease binding; metalloendopeptidase inhibitor activity
Source: RefSeq, a predicted model, not a curated record
GGCGCAGAAACUCUGACCGGAGCAGGCCAUCCGCCCGUUUUGGCCCGGUGCCACCAGGAGGAGGGGCUGCAAUUCCCUGGAGCCCAUUAAAAAGCCAGGCUUAGGCUGGAACCAGGAGAAGAAAACAUCUCCAGGAGGCAGCAGCUAUCGGCGAGGCGGCUUCUUUUUCCAGCAGCGGGAACCUUUUCCAGGCUCUCCACCACAUCCCGGGAGAGAGGCCGACUGCAAGCCAAACUUUGAGGACAGCCUCCUGCGGAAGCGGCACGCGUCCCCCCGGGGUCGCCACAGAUACAGAGCUCAGAGGACUGAGCGGGGGCGCGCGCGCGCGUGUCUGGAUGAGGCAGCAGGAACCGUGAGCAGUCAAGCCUCGGCCACCCCCUCGCCAGCCCGCCUUCCCUCCCACCCGCUCCGCAAGAUGAGUGCUACGCUCCCGAGCCUCCUGGCCUCGCUGGCCGUCUUGCUCCUGGGGAGGAUGGACCGUCUUGCCGACGCCUGCAGCUGCUCCCCGGUGCAUCCGCAACAGGCGUUUUGCAAUGCAGAUGUAGUGAUCAGAGCAAAGGCUGUCUCUGAAAAAGAGGUGGACUCUGGGAAUGACAUCUAUGGAAACCCCAUUAAACGCAUCCAGUAUGAGAUCAAACAGAUAAAGAUGUUUAAAGGGCCAGAACAGGACAUUGAAUUCAUCUUCACAGCUCCCUCCUCAGCAGUUUGUGGAGUGACACUGGAUGUUGGUGGCAAGAAGGAAUAUCUCAUUGCAGGGAAAUCGGAGGGCAAUGGCAGGAUGCACAUCACCCUGUGUGACUUCAUCAUUCCUUGGGAUUCCCUCAGUGCCACCCAGAAGAAGAGUCUCAACCAGCGGUACCAGAUGGGCUGUGAAUGCAAGAUUUCCCGCUGCCCUUCCAUCCCCUGCUAUGUCUCUGCUCAGGAUGAGUGUCUGUGGACUGACUGGGUGACAGAGAAGAACAUCAAUGGGCGGCAGGCAAAACACUAUGCCUGCAUCAAGCGGAGUGAUGGUUCCUGUGCGUGGUACCGUGGAGUGGCUCCCCCUAAACAGGAGUUCCUUGACAUUGAGGAUCCUUGAGUCCCUAGGGCACCAGCAGCAUGGCUUGCAAGGAAUUAGAUUGGUUCACAUUUGACAUCACUUCCUGGAAACAGCAUGAAAAUAAAAUCUCAUGGGCAGGCCAAUAGUGGUGGGUGGAGAGUGCUAAGGAAGGGGAUGUUGAGGCCAUUCAUAUAUUGCUUAUUCUGCUUCCUUUCCUGUGCUGUUCCAGUGAGUGUCUUCUUACUCUAUGGAUUUUAGCAGCAACGUGCCAAGGUAUAAUGGAGGAAGCCAGUAUCAACAGUAUGAUUGGCUGAGAGGUGUUGUCUCUGAUUCUGGGUAGCAGGCCUACCAAGUUCUUAUUGUCUUGAGAGGACAUCCCUCAUUGUGAAGACAGCUCCUAACCCCCCCUUUCCCACUCUCCCACCUUCUGCCUGUGUCAAAACCCUUCUUCCUUCCUCAUAUGAUUCCACACUUACUGCUUUAGAGUCAUUCCUUUCUCUUAGCCACAUAUGCACAGACACAUGUAGUGGGCUGAGAUUAGACAUGCAUCUUGCGCUCCAUGAAAGGUGGUGGCGUGGUCAUCAGUCAUGGCAUCCUUUAGCACUGGCAAAAAAAAGUUGCAUUAUUUUCUAAGGACUAAGCAACCCUUUGAGAAUUGACUAUCAAAGUUUGGAAAUGGGGAGACUAAUCAGGUACAUAGUUAACAAAUAAUAUGUAACCUGGAAGAUAUAUGUGAGAUAUAUGCAGCUUCUAGCUUUGCAUCCUGAUUUGUCAAAUUUCAGUAAAAAAAAAAGUGUUCCAGGAUAUGGACUUAGUUCAUAUGCUUUAUCCACCUUCUUUUGCAUGCCUGUGCCAUCAAUGGAAUUCUGAUGUCACAGCCUCUCUUAGCCAGUUGUUAAGGUUUGCUAUUCCCACUAGGAUUUUGGUGCUUUGUGGACCAAAGGGGUUGUCACCUUCCUCCUCCUCCUGCUUCAAACUUCCUGGUACUGAAUGAUUUUCAAUCAGACCAACAUAGCUCCAAGCCCUGCCAUCUGCUCUAUGCAGAAACUAAUUAUUGGAACAAGAAUUCCCCAGAAGGCAAACAGUUAUGUUCUCUUCCCAAAUAUGUGAUUAGGAGAGCUGGCCAGUGGUAUACCUUUGUAAACUGUGAUUAUAAACGCUCCUUUGGAGUAAUGACAAAGCUUCUGUUGUCUGAAAAGAAGUAUUACUCAGCUCUUCUGUCUCCAGCCCUUUUCCCCCACUUCUGAGCCAGCCCUUCCUUUCCUGGGGCGCCCCAAGAUCUGUGUGCCACCCCUCUUUGCAAUUCUCAGACAUGGAUCUGAAGGAUACUCACACUUAUUCUUAGCCAGGCCUGCCCCCUGUGGCCUUUUCAUGCUGUUCAUCAAGGUAGAAUUUAAAGAUGUCAUACUGGGCCAGUCUGUUGAUUUCAAUAUAUUUUUAAAAAAAGAAAAAGGAAAAAAUCUGUUCAAUCCAGUAUAAGACUCCUGUUUUGCUUCCUGUACGGUUAUAUCCUAUGUGACAUUUACCUUUUCCUUUCUCUCUGUUGCUACUUUUUGAUUUUUAAUUUUUUCAAUUUGUUUCAGCAAUCAGUUGUAUCAUUCCUCUAUUACGUUUUUUUUUAAAAGAUGUCCUUGUUUAGCUGUUAGAUUUGCACUUAAUUACUUUGUAAAGGGGUUCUGCAUUGGAAGCUUUUAACAUACAGUGGGAGGAAUGUCAAAAUGUGCAGUGGAUCAUGUUCCUCCCCUUAUUCCUGAAUGCCGGAGGAAGCAGUAUUCCAUCCCUGCCUCCCUCCUCUGGCCUCUCCUGCAGCAUGCGCAAGUCUCCCCCCCCCCCCACCGAGGCUGGAGGGUGGUGGCAACACGUGACUACUUCUUGCUAGCCAAACUGCAGCUCUCAGCCUGUCAGCGAGCAAACUCGGCCAUUCAAGUAGCAGUGUGAAAAGCAACCCCUGAAAAAGACCUAUUUAUGGAAAAACAGUAUAAAACUCAAUUGGCUUAAUUUAUAGCUGUGGGUUUCAGCAUCACGCUGAACCUUCCCUAAAAGCACCCAUAACAGAAGUUUCCCCUCUAUGCCAGCAAUUCAAAAUAUUUAAAAAAUAAUAAAGAGUUUACAUUAUUUUCAAACCUUUGCUUAGUGAGUAUGAAAAAAUAAGUAACUUGCUGCCGUAAUUUAAAGCUUUUUGGGGAGCAGCUGGGGUGGGAAGAUUGUUUGGUGGGUAGAAUAAUAUGGGGUGGGCUGUUUUUGUUGUUGGAUUCUGAAAGCUGGGAUUUUCUUGUGCUGGGAACACAUGAAAGUUGUUGAAUAGACAAGCAGACUGUGCAUGUCUCUGACGCUUUGUAUAAUUCGUAUGUGGACACUUGAGUCUCCGGACAAUAAACAGUAUUAUCAAAGAAAA